Ceutorhynchus assimilis (cabbage seed weevil) is the source of this 1932-nucleotide messenger RNA. The record is from the annotation of a GenBank genome assembly. NCBI's taxonomy places the organism in Eukaryota, Metazoa, Arthropoda, Insecta, Coleoptera, Curculionidae.
AUGUUCGAUAUGUUCGAUAAAGAAAGCGGUUUCGUCCGAAACGUGGUCAACGAAAUCGUGAGAGAGUGCUCCUUCAAAAGACUCCAAAUUAAUAAGAACUUCGCUACAUUUUUAACUAAUUUGCAUUUGCUCGAUCCAACUUGGGACAUACAAGAAGAUUUCCUAUGCAGCAGAGGUCGCGUGGAAGAUUUUGUGAAAUACGUAAUGGAAGAGUUGCUUACCAAGCAAGAAUCGCCAAAAAUAAUAACUUUGAAAAUUCAAUUUUAUUUCGUUUGCAAUCAACAAUAUUCACCCAUGAUAGUCCAAACAAACAGGGAUAGUUUCAAAAAAAAAAUUGAAGUACUUUAUAAAGACAUAAUAGAAUGUAGAAAGCUCGAGACAAUAUUUGGUGUCGAAUUAUUGUAUAAAAAAAUGGCUUAUUAUAUGACUUUGGUUACUGGUUUGGGGAAUCCCACUGAACCAAGGGUUUUUGCGGAAGCUUUAGCUGCUCUAAAAAGUAUUUUGAAAGAAGAUUACCUGAUGGAAUUUAUAAAACUCUCAAAAACCACAAAAAAAGACGAGUUCCAACAUUUCAAUAACAUUGUAGCUGGCAUUAGAUUGUACAAUAGGCACUUAAAAGUAGGAGGAGCAGGAAUUCCAAACUUGCCAGAAUUACUUUAUAAAGGUACGGUUACUAUUAAAAUUGGCAUAGAAGAAACGUUGGCAAACAUAAAACACAAAUCCCAAAUUUUGACUUUUGUUAUACGUAAGAACUAUACGAUCGCGAAAACCACUCGAGGGUAUAAUAUGGAAGUCAAAUUCGUCGGGACUCGCCAGCAAACUGAUGACAUUAACUAUAUGAAACAUCUUUUGGUGUUUUUUAAACAGUACGAGUUAAUUGUCAAGGAUAUUAUGAAGAACGUUGAGGAGAUCGAGGAGGAACUUGAAAAAUUUUACAGUGAAAUGAAGGAAUUAUUGACACUCGCUCAUUCUUCUAUUCAUAAGAAAGUUGCCAUACCGGCAGAGAUAGUUUAUCCAAUUUUUAAGAAAUUAUGGUCAAUGUGGGAAAAGUUCCAAAACAAGGCUCUACUAUUGAAAAGAAUAAUUACUAUGAUGACAAAUUUGCAAACUUAUGCCAUACAAACGGGAUAUCAAUACUUAAAAAUUGCCCCUAUUAAGAAUUACAAUGAAGCUGAAAGUAAUAAUUUCUGCUUACGUUCUAAAAUUCGUAGAUCAUAUAUCACUAUAAUCAAGUACGAAGAAUGGAAUGAAUUGGAAAAUGUCGAACUCGAGUAUCUUGGUUUUUGUCCUUGGACACUGAUGCAAACAGACGGAGCUCUAAUUCCGGGAGACCCUUCUAUGGGAGUAGCAGAAUUUCAUAAUAAAUAUUAUGCGUUUACUUGUCCCGAAGCUUUUCAAGAAUUUGAUAAAAAUCCACAUUUGUGCAUAAAUAGUGUUCUGGAGCUGGCCAGAAAACAACCACAAUUCAUCAAUCUCCUCCAUUUGACAAAAAAUCUGGAAAAAGUCUAUCAUAUCAAAAAUCUUAUCGAGGCCAAAGCUGACCUUAGAGCUUACAAAGACAUAGGAACCCAAACCGAAGACCACAUCGUCAAAUCGAACAUCGACUUGAAAUACCACUGGAACGUGUGGGAUUUGAAACGACUCGCCUUGACCACGGCUGCUUUGUCUCAUAGUCGAACCAAGGCCUGUCAAUCUAAUAAAACCACCAGCAAAACUAACAUUGGAAAUCAAACUUAUUCGACUGAAAAACAAGUUUGGACGCAGACUCGCAAAAAUGCGGGGUCGAAUGGACCAAAACCGUCUAUUUUUAUGUACGGUUUGAGGGGUAGAAGAACGGAUGAGCAAUUUAAAAUCGAUUUGACGUUGCCUUAUAAAUAGUGAUUAGGAUAGACUAUUAUGUAUAUUUUUUUUUUAGGGAUCAAUUUUUGUAGG